Molecule: messenger RNA, 1005 nt
Organism: Prunus armeniaca (apricot)
Lineage: Eukaryota; Viridiplantae; Streptophyta; Magnoliopsida; Rosales; Rosaceae
Source: the annotation of a GenBank genome assembly
AUGGAGGUGAAGAACAGAGGUGAAGUCGAUGGAGGCUUCAAUAAUCCAGGUGAACUCAAAAUCUUUGAAGAUGCUGGCCCUCCACGAUUUCCUUAUGUCGAAGCAGUUGAUGAGGUUCCAGAUGAAUAUUUUGAUGAUAUUUUUAAUCAAGCUUCACAAAUUUCCUUUGAAGGUGGACAAGAAGUGGGUAAUGACAACAUGGGAACAAUAGAAGUGCCUGUGUAUGGACAUAAUAUUGACAAUGAAGAUAGGAUAAAGGUACCUGUCAAUGUUGAUGAUGAAAAGGAUAGUGAAGAAGACUGUGACGUUGAUGGUAGGAGGAGAGUAAGAGAUCUUCAAGACAGUGGUGAUGAAUCAGAUAAAGAAAUAUAUGAAAGUGAUAAUGAUGCUGCCAUUGAUGACAACAACCUGUUUGAUAGAAAUAUGCAAUCCAGUUUUGGGAGAGUAGGAAAUACCUAUCUACCUAAGGAUUUUGUGGCUUUUGAUCAUGAAGAAGACUCGGAUACAAACUCAGAAAAAGCUUUCAACUCACCUAACCACUCUUCAGAUGAGGAUGGUGAAAUGAAGAGGAAGUAUCCAGAGUUCUGUAAGUCUGAUUUGAAUAAUCCCAAGCUUGAGAAAGGAAUGUUAUUUGGAAGCAAGGAGAUCUUGAAGACAGCUGUUAAGAAUUAUGCAGUGAUGGGAAAUUAUUCAAUAAAAUUUGUCAAAAAUGAUAAGAGGAGGAUCACUGCAAGAUGUACAAACUGCACUUGGAUGCUUCAUGCUUCAUAUAUGCAACUAGAGGAAACGUUGCAGAUCAAGACCUUUAUUGAUAAACACAUUUGCGUCCGAAAUCCUACUAACCCACAUGUCAAUUGUGUAUACAUAGCUCAAAAGUAUAUAGAUCGUAUCAUGGAUGAGCCUGAUAUUACGAUUAAAAAUCUUAAGAAGGCAGUGAAGAGGGACUUAGGAUAUAAUGUUUCAGAUAGCCAAUGUUCUAGAGCUAAGAGGAAAGCCAAAAAAUAA